AAUAUGAGUCAUCUGAAGUUGUUUGCAACUACACUGAAGUGGCAUGGCAUUAAACUGUUGGAAAAGCAAGAUAUAGCCAGAAGGGUGUUUUUACAUGGCCAACGGUAUGUUUCAUCGGGAUCUUCAGAACCAUUCCUGAGUGGGAGUAAUUCAAAUUAUGUGGAAGAAAUGUAUUAUGCGUGGCUUGAAAACCCUAAAAGUGUACAUAAGUCCUGGGAUUUAUUUUUCCGAAAUGCUAAUGCAGGCCAAGCCUAUGAUCCCCAUGUACCAGAGCGGCUGGAAAGAAAGGCGUCAUUUCUUCAAAGCCAUGGGCUGGCCCAGACACCGGGUAAAGCUGAAAAACUUGUUGAAGAUCACCUUGCUGUGCAGUCUUUGAUAAGAGCAUACCAAAUCCGUGGCCAUCAUGUGGCUCAGCUGGAUCCCCUUGGGAUUCUGGAUGCAGACUUGGAUUCGUUUGUUCCUUCUGAUUUGAUCACUACAAUCGAUAAACUUGGGUUUUAUGGUUUGCAUGAAUCAGAUUUGGACAAAGUCUUUCAGCUGCCUACAACCACCUUCAUAGGAGGAAACGAGAACAGUCUGUCUUUACGGGAGAUCAUCAAACGGCUGGAGAAUACCUAUUGCCAACACAUUGGCUUGGAGUUCAUGUUCAUCAAUGAUGUGGAGCAGUGCCAAUGGAUCCGGCAGAAGUUUGAGACGCCGGGAGUUAUGAAGUUUACUAAUGAGGAAAAAAGGACGUUGUUGGCAAGGCUGGUGCGCUCGAUGAGAUUUGAAGACUUCCUUGCUCGCAAGUGGUCUUCUGAGAAGAGAUUUGGUUUGGAAGGAUGUGAAGUGAUGAUUCCGGCACUUAAGACCAUCAUUGAUAAAUCCAGUGAAAUGGGAAUCGAGUAUGUUAUAAUGGGCAUGCCUCAUAGAGGUAGGCUGAAUGUAUUGGCUAACGUGAUCCGAAAAGAGCUGGAGCAGAUCUUCUGUCAGUUUGAUCCCAAACUUGAAGCAGCUGAUGAGGGAUCUGGGGAUGUAAAAUAUCAUCUGGGAAUGUAUCAUGAGAGGAUCAACCGAGCAACAAACAAGAAAAUCACACUGUCCCUCAUGGCUAACCCUUCUCACUUAGAAGCAGUUGAUCCUGUUGUGCAAGGGAAAACAAAAGCUGAACAGUUUUAUCGAGGGGAUACGGCAGGGAAGAAGGUUAUGUCCAUAUUGUUACAUGGGGAUGCUGCCUUUGCAGGACAAGGAGUGGUUUAUGAGACAUUUCAUCUUAGUGACCUCCCAUCCUACACCACAAAUGGCACUAUUCACGUUGUGGUCAACAACCAGAUUGGCUUCACCACAGACCCCCGUAUGGCCCGUUCAUCUCCAUAUCCCACUGAUGUUGCUCGUGUGGUCAAUGCUCCCAUUUUUCACGUGAACGCUGAUGACCCUGAAGCAGUGAUGUAUGUGUGCAGCGUAGCUGCAGAAUGGCGGAACACGUUCAAUAAAGAUGUUGUGGUUGACUUGGUUUGUUACCGUAGGAGAGGGCACAAUGAAAUGGAUGAACCGAUGUUCACCCAGCCGCUCAUGUACAAGCAGAUUCAUAAGCAGGUGCCGGUGCUGAAGAAGUAUGCUGACAAACUGAUUGCGGAUGGGACUGUGACACUGCAGGAAUUUGAGGAAGAAAUUGCAAAGUAUGAUAGAAUUUGCGAAGAGGCAUAUACGAGAUCUAAGGAUAAUAAGCUCCUGCAUAUUAAGCACUGGCUUGAUUCACCUUGGCCUGGAUUCUUCAAUGUGGAUGGAGAACCCAAGAGCAUGUCUUGUCCUCCAACUGGCAUUUCAGAAGACAUGCUGACUCACAUUGGCAAUGUAGCUAGUUCAGUGCCAGUCAAAGACUUCAAAAUACAUGCAGGACUCUCUCGGAUUUUGAGAGCCCGCUUGGAAAUGACCAAGAACAGAGUUGUUGACUGGGCCUUAGCAGAGUACAUGGCUUUUGGGUCUUUCCUGAAAGAAGGCAUCCACGUCCGACUAAGUGGACAGGAUGUGGAGAGGGGUACUUUUAGCCAUCGUCAUCACGUGCUUCACGAUCAAGAGGUUGACAAGAGAACGUGUGUUCCCAUGAAUCACCUCUGGGAGCAGCAGGCCCCCUACACUGUGUGCAACAGCUCCCUUUCCGAAUACGGUGUCUUAGGCUUUGAACUUGGCUUCGCUAUGGCGAGUCCCAAUGCCCUGGUGUGCUGGGAGGCUCAGUUUGGUGACUUCCACAACACAGCACAGUGUAUCAUCGACCAGUUCAUCAGCUGCGGCCAGGCCAAGUGGGUUCGUCACAAUGGCAUCGUCCUGCUCUUGCCACACGGGAUGGAGGGAAUGGGUCCAGAGCAUUCAUCAGCCAGGCCUGAGAGGUUUCUGCAAAUGAGCAAUGAUGAUUCUGAUGCUUAUCCAGAGUUCAGUGAGCAGUUUGAAGUUUCGCAGCUGUAUGAAUGCAACUGGAUCGUGGUGAAUUGUUCGACUCCAGCCAAUUAUUUUCACGUCCUCAGAAGACAGAUCUUGCUGCCAUUCAGAAAGCCACUGAUUGUUUUGACUCCCAAGUCACUGCUGAGGCAUCCAGAAGCUAAAUCCAGUUUUGAUGAAAUGGUGUCUGGUACCACUUUCCAACGCGUGAUUCCCGAGAAUGGGCUGGCAGCUCAUGCACCACAUGAGGUCAAGCGUGUGAUUUUCUGCACAGGGAAAGUAUACUAUGACCUUGUGAAAGAGAGAAAGAAUCAAGACCUGGAGAAACAUGUAGCCAUAACCAGACUUGAACAAAUCUCACCAUUCCCCUUUGACUUGCUGAAAGAAGAACUUCAGAAGUAUCCAGGUGCUGAUCUAGUUUGGUGUCAGGAGGAACACAAAAACAGUGGAUACUACGAUUAUGUCAAACCUCGUUUCCGCACUAUUGUGAACCACACUCGACCUAUAUG
This is a messenger RNA of Apaloderma vittatum (bar-tailed trogon), 2924 nucleotides long. RefSeq names its product oxoglutarate dehydrogenase-like (gene OGDHL). The annotation marks the transcript as partial. Gene Ontology annotation, cellular component: oxoglutarate dehydrogenase complex; mitochondrion. Lineage: Eukaryota; Metazoa; Chordata; Aves; Trogoniformes; Trogonidae. Gene Ontology annotation, biological process: tricarboxylic acid cycle. The transcript is spliced from 21 exons. The record is from RefSeq and is a predicted model, not a curated record. Gene Ontology annotation, molecular function: oxoglutarate dehydrogenase (succinyl-transferring) activity; thiamine pyrophosphate binding.